AUCAGACCAGUGAAGGUAAAUGGUAAAGUUUCAAAUUGCUUUAUCAGUGUAGACGGUAACAAUCACCCGAUCAUGAGUAUCUUCAUGGAAUACAGGACAGAGGAAAAGCCCUCUACAUCGGCACCCACUUCACGCAGACCUCUGACGACCACUGUACAAACAGGACCUACAACUUCCAUAUAUAUACUAACAGGACCAAGAAACACACCACUUCCACCGACUUUGGACACAACGGAGAUUACCCUACAACCUACAUCCGAGCUGCCAACUAAUUUAAAUUCGGUCCUGACAAACCCCGACAAAAUUCCAGUUUCGCCACAUUAUGUAUCAACCAUACACAACCCUGGGACUGACAAAAACAAAAUCACCACUACACAUGGAGCAACAACUCUACCGACAGUCCAAUCGACCAGUGCAUCUCUGAUUGCGGAAUCAACCAACUACAUCUGGAUCAUAGGCGUGGUGGCGGGAAGCAUUCUAACUGUGAUUCUCAUUGCUGUGCUGUUUGUGAUUCUUUGUAAGAAAUGCCGCAGAACCUCGGCACAGGUUCGUAUAACUAACACCCGAGAUCAUGGAAGCGAGCCUCCCACCCAGGGAUUCAGCAAUCCUGACUAUAGCUACACCGACUUGUGUGGAAAUGCGUCUGACCCAACACGAUCCGUGUAUUCAUGUGCUAACCCUGAUCGAGACUACCCACCAAACCAACCAGGUGUAACGGAGACAAAAUAUACAAACACGAAUCCACAGGACAGUACCAACCUUGUGCCGCAAACAUCCAACACGUCCAUGGCUGUGGGAGAAUACUCAUUUGCUGGCGCAGUGGCGGACCGUCUGAACCUCUCCCAACAGGAAGACCGGGCACAUCCCCUUUACUCUUGUGCAGAGGAAACCUCCGUUCAAGACCUAGAGCAACGAACUGACUCCACCUAUGAUGAACUACGCUAUGCAAGUAAAGAAUGGGGCACAGUUGGAGACGCAAGGCAACAGGUGUAUUCUGAUGUGGAGGGAAUUGACCAUCUCGACCAACCACAACAGGCAGAGUCUUCAUACGACAAACUAUGCCAUCCCAAGAGUGGGAAGGAAUGGGGCGCAUGUGGGGAGCCGCAAUCACAGAUGGAUCAUGGCAGAGACCCAACUUUCCACGAAGACCAGCGGCCGGUAUCGGAUCCUACGUACGACACUCUACAAGAGGACACAGGAGGCAAGGAACACGGCGCUACUGGAGACAUACAGCAACUAGACUACGACAAUGUGAACAUGGAAUGAAGUGGGCUUUGAAAUGUCUGAUACAUACAGAAUCCAGGACGCAAGCGUGAAUGAUCAAGUAUACACAGCAACAACAAGAGAUCGAGCCGUUAUAGUACAUGUAUACGAAUGUUGACUCUGAGUGAACACCAUGCAAACUUGCACGUAUGUUGGCAUUUGAGCAUCGCCGUACAGGGCUUCAACGCUUUGUCUUACGGUGUGUACAUAUCUGUGUGUGUGUGCCUUUGUGUGCAUGUGUGUACGUGUGUGUACGUGUGUGUACGUGUGUGCACGUGUGUGUACGUGUGAGUGCUAGUGUCUAUAUAUGUAUGUUGAUGUCACAAAGCUUUUCUCGUCACUUUAUGCAGUCCUUAGAGUAGAUCGAUUCAAGGUUACUACUGCAUAAUACACAAUGAGUCCAUAAUUUUGAUGAUUAUCCUAACAGAUCACCAAUUUCCAUUUCAUUGCCACUUUCUCCUUGAGCUUUGCAUCACAUGAAGUAGGACCUUUGCUUAUCCCGCCGUGACGAUACACGCAUCCUUGUAGCAUGAAUUAUAAACGAAUAGAACUGCACGUGUAGUUCUGCAGCCAUGUAGCAGUUAUGCAUCUCCUGCAUGUGUUUUACGCGUAUAUUAAAUGACCUGGGUCCUCCAUUUCAGCAAAAUACAUGCACUGUAGUUACUGCCAUACCAAAGAUGAUGCAGUCUAUUGCACUGCACGCAUUUAACAUUCACAUUUUCCAUAUUUCGCCUUCUGCCUUUUCUAAUCAGUAUUAUCAUGCAUACCUAAUGCAAUGCCUUUGCUUUUAUUACCUGAUUUCCUUCCUUUUUAAUUUUUAUCUUCGCUUGAUGAACUGAUCCUAGAGGGUGGUGGCGUUCUUGUGGUUGCGUCUCACGCGAACCGUGAUUUUUCCUGAACCGACAUCACCAUUCCGUAUUUCAAAAUAUUGACUCUGCA
This is a messenger RNA of Sycon ciliatum, 2202 nucleotides long. Its product is annotated as mucin-5AC-like. Lineage: Eukaryota; Metazoa; Porifera; Calcarea; Leucosolenida; Sycettidae. Bases 73 to 1266 code for a protein of 397 amino acids. The record is from RefSeq and is a predicted model, not a curated record. The transcript is spliced from 3 exons.